AUGAGCUGGCGCGGACACUUGGACACUAUUAACCAGGCUGCUGUUUUUGAAGGAAUAGCAUGCCCGCGUGACCCUCAAGAGAUUGUAUACAACAUACCAUCAACAGUUGUCAUUACUCCACUUGUUCAAUGGUACUUCACUGGUGUAGGAGGCGCACAGAUUGCGAUUGCGAACGAAUACCACAAGUACAAGCAUUUCGCACGAGACAGCGAAAGCACUCCGCCUCCCGGAUGGAACCGAGCUGAAUCUUCAUCUAGCAGCUCUGAUUCGCAGAGAGAGAAUUUUUACAUUAUACCAGCUGCCCCUAGUUUCGCAUUUCGUUUCCCAAUCCCACUCGUGGAUUCGUCGUGCUCAGAGAUAAUGAUACCGAUGCCUAUUUCGAAUCGAAUCACAUGUCAGGCUGAGCACGCCUACUUCUACUUACGUCAGAUCAAGCCCAUAGGUCAUCUUGAGCCCAUACUUCUGCACAUCCUUGACACCAUGAGGGAAUCUUCAGGUGUCAUCCGCCUGCCUGGGGACUGGCAUGAAUCACAGCUUGAGACCGAGAUGGGAGUCGAACUGAUCGCAAUUUCGACCGAGAGUAGAGCGAAAUAUGAACUCUAUCACGAUGACUAUUUUCCUCGGGAACAUCGUAAACCUAACGGCAUAUGGGACCUCUACAACGUCCUUUGGAUUGAAUGGACAGACGGUGUCGCCUACAGAAAAGCCGUUGGUCAGGUCACGAAAGCAGCAUGGGAAGCAGCUGACCGGGAGCUCAUCGAUGUCGUACUUGGUUAA
Molecule: messenger RNA, 777 nt
Organism: Alternaria arborescens
Lineage: Eukaryota; Fungi; Ascomycota; Dothideomycetes; Pleosporales; Pleosporaceae
Exons: 1
Coding region: 1-777 (258 amino acids)
Source: RefSeq, a predicted model, not a curated record